Lineus longissimus is the source of this 1848-nucleotide messenger RNA. Its product is annotated as lysosomal alpha-glucosidase-like. Gene Ontology annotation, molecular function: alpha-1,4-glucosidase activity; carbohydrate binding. Gene Ontology annotation, biological process: carbohydrate metabolic process. Lineage: Eukaryota; Metazoa; Nemertea; Pilidiophora; Heteronemertea; Lineidae. The record is from RefSeq and is a predicted model, not a curated record. The annotation marks the transcript as partial. The transcript has 11 exons.
AUGCCUACUACUCUAAAAUCAGCGUAUUUACACCGUUUUCCCCAGAUCUAUGACCCGCAGAACAAGCGCUACGAAGUCCCAAUCGACACCCCCAAGGUCACAAGCAAGGUCAGCAGUACAGACUACAAGGUCGACUUCCAGCAGGUUCCAGCUGGCUUGACCAUCUCGAGGUCAAGCACGGGCUCGAAACUUUUCGACACAACCAAAUACCAGCUAACCUACGCCGACCAGUUCAUCGAAAUCUCCAGCAGUCUCCCAACAAAAUAUAUCUACGGCCUCGGUGAACACCGGGGACAGCUUUGGCUGGAUGGAACCAACACCAAGAAAGUGACCUUCUGGGCUAGGGACGUCCCACCCCAGGAAAAUACCAACCUGUACGGGACACACCCCUUCUUCAUCGGGAUUGAAGAGGAUGGCGAUGCCUAUGGCGUGUUUCUGCUUAACAGCAAUGCAAUGGAUAUCAUUAUAUACGGCUCAACUAUCACCUACCGGACCAUUGGAGGCAUUCUGGACUUCUGGGUUUUCACUGGUCCAACUCCUGAUGACGUCAUCAGCCAGUACACCGCUGUGAUUGGUCGGCCCAUAAUGCCGCCAUACUGGGCGCUCGGGUUUCACUUGUGUCGGUGGGGUUAUGGAGGAACAGAUGGCAUGAUGCGUGUGGUAAACAGAAUGAGAGCCGGAAAUUUCCCUUACGACACUCAAUGGAACGACAUUGACUACAUGCAUAACCACUACGACUGGACCUACGACACCGUCAACUAUCCAUACCUCGACAAAGUGGUCGAAGAUCUCCACAACCACACCCAGCACUACAUCAUGAUCGUGGACCCGGGAAUCCCCAACAUCAAGGGGUACAACCCUUACGAUUCUGGUAUAGCAAAGGGGAUUUUCAUCCAGGCGGCGGACGGCUCUGGUCCAAUUAUCGGUGUGGUAUGGCCUGGUACCACAGCCUACCCAGACUUCAGCAACCCAGCUUCCUACGGCUACUGGUUGGACUUGGCAAGUGGCUAUCGAAAGCAGAUCCCAUUUGAUGGAAUUUGGAUUGACAUGAACGAACCAUCAAACUUUGUUGUUGGCUCAACCAAGGGGUGCCCUGCCAACAACAAAUAUGACUACCCACCAUUCGUCCCCGGGGUCCUUGGCGGCAACCUCCGAGACAAGACUAUCUGUCCGUCUUCCCCGCAGAACCUCUCCAUUCAUUACAAUCUUCACAGUCUGUAUGGACACUUUGAGAUUGUACAGACAAACAAGGUUCUCACCAACCUGACGAAGAAGCGACCAUUCACCGUGAGCCGUUCUACAUUCGCUGGCUCAGGGAAAUACGGAUUCCACUGGCUCGGUGACAACAAUGCCGAUUGGAAUAAUAUAUAUUAUUCGAUUCCCGGUAUCCUGAACUUCAACAUGUUUGGUAUUCCAAUGGUUGGCGCUGACAUCUGUGGUUUCAUGGGCUCAACCACCGCUGAGCUGUGCGCGCGAUGGAUGCAACUUGGAGCAUUUUACCCUUUCAUGAGGAACCAUAAUAUGAAAGGUGCACCCGACCAGGACCCUGCCAACCCAAGUUUCCCAAAAUCGGCCCAGGACGCCAUGAGAGACGCCAUCACCCUUAGAUACACAUUACUGCCAACGUUAUACUCCCUGCUCUACAAAAGUCAUAUCAAUGGUACAGGAGUAGCUAGGCCAUUGUUUUUCCAGUACCCCAAAGAUUCCAAGACGUAUACCAUCGAUAAGCAGUUCCUGUGGGGAGACUCGUUGAUGAUUUCACCAGUUUUAACUCAGGGUGCCGCCACCGUUGAUGCUUACUUCCCUAAAGAUGUCUGGUUCGACGACGCGACGGGCAAUAAGAUGGCG